This is a messenger RNA of Mycosarcoma maydis (corn smut), 381 nucleotides long. RefSeq lists its product as uncharacterized. The record is from RefSeq and is a predicted model, not a curated record. The transcript has a single exon. The coding region runs from base 1 to 381 and encodes 126 amino acids. NCBI's taxonomy places the organism in Eukaryota, Fungi, Basidiomycota, Ustilaginomycetes, Ustilaginales.
AUGUGGAGCACUAAUCGAUGGCCCAUCGACAACCAGACGCCGGAAGAUGGUGCUGUCAAGUCCAUCUUCACCGGCCGUUCGCACAACGACAACGGUUCCGUGGUACGAUUUGUCGACUUGCCGCCUCAAGCAUGCAGUCCCAUGCACCGCACCCAGACGCUUGACUACGGUAUCGUCAUCUUUGGUGAGAUCGAGCUCGAACUCGAUUCUGGCGAAAAGAGAACGCUCAGGUCCGGUGACACAUGCAUCCAACGUGGUACCAACCACCUUUGGCGCAACACCACCGACAAGUGGGUCAGGAUCGCAUUCAUCCUGCUUCACAGUAAGCCCAUUGUGAUCGACGGAAAGCAGCUGACCGAUCAAGGCUUCCCUGGUCAAUGA